AGGUCCGGCCAUGGUUGGCUCCUUUUAUCCCAUACUGGUACUAUGGGGUGGCAGUCACACCUCCGAGUGCAGUUCUGAAUAGGAGGUAGACGCAGACCCGGAGUGCUUACAUGUACAAGUAAGAGCGUAGUAAAACGUCAGCGUAGAUUCGGUCACACAUCAGUGUCAGAAAAGCAGAGGUGAGGAGAGGAACAAGGAACAAGGAACAACACGAAGAAGCGCUUCAUUUAGCCCGUAAAGCCACGGAGUCAGAAAUGGAGAGGCCGAAGCAACGGUAUCAAAAUCAUCUCCAAGCCUCCGAUACCGCCGGCUUUACAGAUGGAGGAUUGGAUCGACUGUGCCCAUCGCGGGGUAGGAUAGGGCUACGAGUACAGUCAAUGAAACGUCGAAGGACCACAUACGCUACGCGCACGGCUGCACCAUGGACCAUAAUACUAGUGACCGUACUUCUGCUGUUCCUAAUCACUGAUUCCUCUUCAUUGCGAGGGGCUGAAGCCAUAGCCAUUCCGGCCCCAGAGAGCACCACGGGUGACGACGACAGCCAAGGUUCGGGCAUGCUGCCACUGUUUCUGUAUGAGGAGGAGGGAGUGAUCCGUGUGCUCCAAGGGGAGCGACUGCUGAUAGAUUGCACGGCUAUAUCGCUGGACCCUAUACUCUACAGGAUCACUGAUAAUGGCGGAGAAGUCCACGAUAAACAAUUCGUAGACAUCAAUUCAGUGACGUUCAGUGAAUCCGGUAACUGGACGUGCUCCGCUAGCAACACGUAUGGUGUCAGCACCCUGGUGUUCGUAGUGGAAGUCAUUAACGACACAUCAGGUUCUGCAACACUGCCAGCAAUGGUAGGGUUAGGUGAUGAUGACACCUCGUCCGAUUGGAUCAUUGGACAAGGGCACAUAAACAGCCGGUUUCCCAAUGGCCAUCACAUUACACCUCAGCAAGAAUCUAGCCCAAAAGUGCAAUACACCACGCUCGGACUUGUUGCCUACAGCCUUAUUGGCCUCUCUGUCAUCUUGCUAAUCCUUGCCCUGGUAUUCAGAAGGAAUCGAUUAUUAGGAUGCUGUGAGGAGACGGUUGAUUGGCCGGAACCAUCUCUUGAUGACACCCAGCGCUAUAUACCUCGGAAACGUGAUGCUGAGACCGAUAUGGCCACGUCUGUGUGAGUGUUGAGCCCUCGACGCCAUAGCCCCGACGGGUCGCCAUUAUCGAAAGAGGAUGCAACUUCCACAAAAAGGGGACAAGGACAAAAUUCAACUCCUGAUCGAAUCUCAAUAUCUGGCUCCCAACACGGCACUGGAUAUCAAGGCAAGGGACAAAAAUGGGUGAGCGUGGCCAUCAAUUCCUUGCACAGCCGAGUGUCCGAGCAGGGUCCACCACCUCCAGCAAAAUGAAUACCAAUGCAUUGGAAAGGUGCACUAGUUCAGCAUCAACAACACCGGCUCAAGACCUUUCGCUUCAAGCUUUCUAAUACUGUAAUGGCGUACAUUACGUGCUGCCUCAUUCGCAAACCAGCAAUCUGGAGAGCGAGUGAUGGAAGGUCGAAGCCUAGAAAUGAACUCCGCGACAUUUAUUGCAGUAAUUCUGUAAGGUGAUAAUGUCCCUACUUUCAAUGGAAUAAAUCUCUAACACUGUAAAUAGUCAGUAGGUACUACGCACAUACUCUACACUGUCAACAGCUGGCACAAUGUUACGUUACUCUCAGCAACAGACACUCGACUAUUGCGUUCUCCAAGCUUUCCGUUUCAAGAGGCAUGUACAGGAUUGUCGAAUAUUCAAUCAUGUGUGUGUGUGUACAUAAUUAUUAUCAAUCUGUAUUACUCACUGCUGACCGGAAUCAUACUUCUUUCCCACACAACUAAGGGACAUCAUUAUUUAUUCUGUUCUUUAUAUUCUUGUUCACUUGCCAUCUCCACCACUUUGUUAGAAAGCAUUAAGUAGGGGCUGCACCGCAAUCAAUAUAGCUACAUGACUGUACUUCAAAGUACACCUCUUUAGAUAUUCCUGUUUUUCUCUGCAAAAUAAUUAUGGUAGUUCGACUUAGGCGGGUAUUCCUUUUUCUGAAUGGCUUUCGAGGAUGCUCCUCGGAAAUGAUGUGAAUUUGUUGUUUACUAUGUUUUCCUAGACGGCUUUGUUUUUUAUUGUCCGCAGUCCAUUUCUUCAUAACACAAAAUUUCAAGGCUUCUAUAAUAAUUUUUAAAGUUAAUUAAACCAGCAUCAGAGCAAUGUGCUUUCUACGAACAAGAGAUGUAUUCACCACCAGACACUUUAAAAUUUGAAAGUAAGUUACACAUGA
Molecule: messenger RNA, 2290 nt
Organism: Sycon ciliatum
Lineage: Eukaryota; Metazoa; Porifera; Calcarea; Leucosolenida; Sycettidae
Exons: 5
Coding region: 255-1160 (301 amino acids)
Source: RefSeq, a predicted model, not a curated record